Apodemus sylvaticus (European woodmouse) is the source of this 8589-nucleotide messenger RNA. It is a transcript of the gene Kpna4, whose product is annotated as karyopherin subunit alpha 4. The transcript is spliced from 17 exons. Gene Ontology annotation, molecular function: protein binding; nuclear import signal receptor activity. Gene Ontology annotation, cellular component: nucleus; nucleoplasm. The coding region runs from base 4 to 1869 and encodes 621 amino acids. Lineage: Eukaryota; Metazoa; Chordata; Mammalia; Rodentia; Muridae. The record is from RefSeq and is a predicted model, not a curated record. Gene Ontology annotation, biological process: NLS-bearing protein import into nucleus.
GCGAUGGGCGUGGCCGCAAAGCCGGGCCCUCAGAUCGAGGCUGCCUCCCCCUCUCAGCCGGCAGCACAUUCCGCCGCCGUUGCCGCCGCCGGUCCCGCAGUCGUCUUCGUCAGAGCUGCUGUGGUACCCGGGCUCAGGGCAGGAGAGGGCAGCCAGAGAGCGGAGGCCGGGCGAGAGGAAGGGAGCGGACGGGCGGGCGGGCGGCGCAGGCGGCGGCCGGCUUCCUGGGAGCGUCGGUGCGGCGCGGUGGUUGGGGCGGAUCCCGCGGGGCCCGGGCGGGGGGGGAGAGUCGGCGGCCCGGCCAUGGCGGACAACGAGAAAUUGGACAACCAACGGCUCAAGAAUUUUAAGAACAAAGGCCGCGAUUUGGAGACUAUGAGAAGACAACGAAAUGAAGUUGUAGUUGAAUUAAGGAAGAAUAAAAGAGAUGAACAUCUCUUAAAGAGGAGGAAUGUACCACAGGAAGAUAUCUGUGAAGACUCUGAUAUAGAUGGUGAUUAUAGAGUGCAAAAUACCUCUCUAGAAGCUAUUGUUCAAAAUGCAUCAAGUGAUAACCAAGGAAUUCAAUUAAGUGCAGUUCAAGCUGCUAGGAAGCUUUUAUCCAGUGAUCGAAAUCCACCAAUUGAUGACUUAAUAAAAUCUGGAAUAUUGCCUAUUUUAGUUCAUUGUCUUGAAAGAGACGACAAUCCUUCUUUACAGUUUGAAGCUGCAUGGGCCUUGACAAACAUUGCAUCUGGAACGUCUGAACAGACGCAAGCAGUGGUUCAGUCCAAUGCUGUGCCACUUUUCCUGAGGCUUCUGCAUUCACCCCAUCAGAAUGUCUGUGAACAGGCAGUGUGGGCAUUGGGAAACAUCAUAGGUGAUGGACCUCAGUGUAGAGAUUAUGUGAUAAGUCUUGGAGUUGUAAAACCUCUGCUUUCAUUCAUAAGUCCUUCUAUCCCUAUAACAUUCUUAAGAAAUGUUACCUGGGUUAUGGUCAACUUAUGUCGCCACAAAGACCCACCACCACCAAUGGAGACAAUUCAGGAGAUUCUUCCAGCUCUUUGUGUAUUAAUUCAUCACACAGAUGUAAAUAUACUGGUAGAUACUGUCUGGGCCCUGUCCUACCUUACGGAUGCUGGCAAUGAACAGAUCCAGAUGGUAAUAGACUCCGGAAUAGUUCCUCACUUGGUUCCGCUACUCAGCCACCAGGAAGUUAAAGUUCAGACUGCUGCACUGCGAGCUGUGGGCAACAUUGUCACUGGAACUGAUGAGCAAACACAAGUAGUUUUAAACUGCGAUGCUCUCUCACACUUCCCAGCACUCCUCACUCAUCCCAAAGAGAAAAUUAAUAAAGAAGCAGUGUGGUUCCUCUCCAACAUCACUGCAGGAAAUCAACAGCAGGUUCAGGCAGUAAUUGAUGCCAAUCUUGUACCAAUGAUAAUACACCUUUUGGAUAAGGGAGAUUUUGGCACUCAGAAAGAAGCUGCUUGGGCCAUAAGUAACUUAACCAUUAGUGGGAGGAAAGACCAAGUGGCUUAUCUUAUCCAACAAAACGUUAUUCCACCUUUUUGCAAUUUGCUGACUGUAAAAGAUGCACAAGUUGUGCAAGUAGUACUUGAUGGACUAAGUAAUAUAUUAAAAAUGGCUGAAGAUCAAGCAGAGACCAUAGCCAAUCUCAUAGAAGAAUGUGGUGGACUGGAGAAAAUUGAACAACUUCAGAAUCAUGAAAAUGAGGACAUCUACAAAUUGGCCUAUGAGAUCAUUGACCAGUUCUUCUCUUCAGAUGAUAUUGAUGAAGAUCCUAGCCUUGUUCCAGAGUCCGUUCAAGGUGGAACAUUUGGUUUCAAUUCAUCAACCAAUGUACCAACAGAGGGGUUCCAGUUUUAGGAAGAUGUUGUGGAGGUUAGGUACAAUGCAGCACCAAGAAACAUAUAUAUAUAUAUAUACACAUAUAUAUAAAAAGGGUUGAUCCAUCAAGCUUGGCUCAUGGGAUCUGCUGCUGCAUUAAAUCGGGAGAGAAAAUGUGAAGAUUUCAUUUGGAACCACAGAAAAUGCCCAAAUGAGGUCAAGGUGGCGAGUGGGUGCGAGUGAGAAUGAGUGGCAAUGUAAGGAAAACUUGACACGAAUGCUUAUUUAGGUUGAGAGGAAAGGCCAAAGGUCACAGGUCUCCGGUGCCUGAGACCGAGCAUUGACUUACUCUGUCAAUUGAGAAGUGAAAUGCCAUCAUCAUCAAGCCUUGUAAGCAUAAAAGCGAUGCCCAUAUAAGUCAAGGAAAAUGAGCCCAGGCCUCGCUGAGAAGCAGUGUGUGAAUGGACAGUGUUGAAUGAAUGUCUGGCUCCGUGGUAGAGAGCCAGGUUCAUCUUUCAAAUCUAGGGCUCUUCACGCAUGAAGCAGACUCCUAGUCCUGGAGUGACUGUGUAACGAGAGUAUGGUUGUGGUGCUGUGUGUGGACGCAUGCAAGCUUGGUUUGCCUUCAGGGGGCUGAUAACAAACCUAGUAGAUCAUCAAAGUGAGAUCACAAGUGUUAACGUACACUGGACAUGAAAACAAAGACCGGUUUAGCAGCAGACAUUGGUUUACUCUGCAGCCUGUGUUUUCUAGUCUCCCUCCCUUAUCCCCCACCCCACCCCACCCCAUCCCUUUUUUUAUUUAGAUUUUAUUUACUUUACCUAGUAUGGCUUUUUUAGUUGCUUCUCAAGUCAGAAAACUUCAGGAAGGUUUCCCUGUGCAUUUGCACCAGAUGAGUGUUUGAUGCUAUGAAAAGCUUUCCAUAUCAUCAAAACUAAUUUGUGUAGAUUUUUGCAUGAAAAAAAUCAUAAAUUUCCCUCACAAUAGACUGUGUUGCAGUACACAAGUUGCCAUAAUAGUAUAAAAUGUGCUUUAAAAGCCAUUCUUUUCAUUUUCAGAGAUAACAUAAAGAUCUUUGCAUGAGGUAAAUCUACAGCAUAGUUCAUUUUUAGAUUUUGUUGAGUCCUGUAAAGAAGAAAAGUUUCAGUUGUGAUAGAAUACCGUGCUGUGUUUAAAUGUUAACUUGUUUUCAAACUUUGUUUUCUAUGAAAAUGAUAUGGAAACUUCUAAAAUGGAAUUUGGUGCAUAUGUACUGCUGAAUAAAGACCGAUGAAGAGGUUUGAGUAGAUGUACAAAUCAAGUAUGGUUUGAACACCUUUAAUAAUAUGCCUAAUCUGUUUAAUUGUUUUAGAAUCUUUUUAUCUUAGAUGUAGGCAGCCAUGAACAAUCUAUUUUGAGCCACUUUAGGGAGAAAAACUUUGUAUUUUUAAAACUUGCAUAAAAAUUAUGCAAGUGGUUUUUAUAAAUUGGAAUAAUACCUCAGUUUUGAGGUUAUGCACACUAAAUUAAAUAUGUCAUAAAUUAAUUUGUACAAAAAGAACUCUUUAUAAGGUGGCUCAUUGUAGGAGAUCCUGUGCCUUCCCCUUGAGCACAAGUGUUGCAUGAACAACAGUUUGCUGUAAGAGACACACCAGGUUAGCCACCAUUAGCAUCUAGAGCUACUUUGUGUUUAAAAUCAACUGGGAAUUCUGAAACACUGUAGAAUGGAUAAAAAUUAUUUUGUGAUCAUAACUCUUUGUUGAACUAGAGUAUUUUUGCAGCAUUCCUUGUCAUCAAAAACAUGGUUAAACUUUAAAACUAGAAGCAGCAGAAAACUAGCUUGUAAAAUUUAUUCAAGUAGAGUACAGGCUAGGCUGUCUUGGGGAAAUAAACAUUAAAACUUAAAGCAAUGUUUUACAUGGGGCGUGUGUGUGUGGUGUGGUUUUCUUUUUCUAUUUAAUGUUUUUAAGCGUAUACCUCAAUGGCUCCUAUUAACUUCUUAUCUGUCUUAAGCCUUUUUCCUAGAACCAACAUAAGACGUCAUAAGCUCUGUAAUUUCAUUCAUUCGUUCACAGAACUUGUUCAGUUGACACCAUCUACAAUUGCAGUGUUUUCCUGUUGACACUAACCAAGGCUUUGACCUUCCUUCACUUUCUCAAGUCAAGAGGAUUAAGAGACAGUUUGAGUUUUUAAACUUUAAAUAUUAAGUGAACAUGUGGCUCCAAAUGAUAAGAGUGCAUACAAAGCCUUUUUUUUAAAGAAAGCUUAAAUUCUGAUUUUUUUUAAGUAAACAGUAAUCAGUGUGCUUGUAAUAGGCCAAUUAUACAGAAUAGUUAUCCAUAUAUAUAAAGAACCCCAAUAGGUAGCUGAGCAUUGUAAUUCUAGCUCAUGGUAAGCUGAGGCAGGAGAAUUACCAUGUUCAAAUUCAGCCUAGGCUUUAUUGUCAUAAGACCCUGCUUCAGAAAUUAAUGUGUAGAAACAAUAUUCCUGUCUCUAAGGGCUACCUGAAGGUCUAAUUAUUUGUCUAAAUAAGGUCUAACUAUGAUCUCUAUAGGACAUUGAUUUUUUUUUUCUAGAAUUCUAAGGUGUGCUUUUGUAUAUCUGAAAUUUGUCCCAUAUAAACAACUUUAAAGAUUCUUCAUUGAUCUAGGAAAUUGAUUUAAUUUGAACAGAAAUCAUUAUUAUAUCUGAGAAGAGGGAAAUAGAGUAGUGAGUCUAAUAAGCUAAAUGUUCUUAAUUUUCAUGAUCUUAAACUGCCAUUUUUGAUACCAAAUCCCUCUCAAGUACUAAAAAAUGAGAAUAUUAUGUUAAGAAGUAUGGGUAGCAUAUGUUUAUUUUAUCAUUUUGAAAGGCAUCAGCAAUUGUGUGGAAUGGCGAACCUGGUAUUUUCCAUAUUACACUGGGCCAAACCUCUACCAUUUCUGUAAGUGAAGCUAUCUACACACGAUUAAGAUGCACUGGGAGAGUUUAGUUAGGGUUACCUUGACUGCACCUCAUUGGGUUGAAGGUAUUUCUUGCUUUUUGUCUUUAAGAUCUAAAAUGACUGGGGUUUGUUGUAAUACCAGUAUAACUUAUGAAAUACUCUUCCAAUUCUUUGUAGUUUCACAUUCAACAAAAGUUAGAAAUAAGCUUUUGUCUUUUAAGACUGUAACUAAUUACCUCAAGCUUGUUGCCCUAGAUCAUGGCAUAUUCUUGUUUCACAGUUUCUGUGGGUCAGAAAUCUAGUUACAGUUUGGUUAGAUCCUCUUCUCAGGGCCUUACAAGUCUGAAUUUCAUCUGAAGCGAGGGCUCUUGUUCUGUGCACUCCUGUGACAGAGUUCAUUUCCUUGUAGCAAUAGAGCUCCUGGCUGCUUGCUUCUUUAAGACUAGCAGGAGACUCUCUGAUCUCAGGGGAAGCCUGUGCCCUCUUGAAGGGCUGGCUUGGUAAGGUCAGGUCACUCAUCCCCCAGGGUAAUUUCUCUUUUUAAUUAAAGCCCAAACUUUCAUUACACUUGCAAAAUCCCUACACAUUUGAUGCAUUCUGGUCUAUGACAAGAGAUAUUGUCAAUUAGAUUAACAGAUCCUGCCCAGUAGCCAGAAGGUAUUGUACAAGGUUUGUAUACCAGGUCAUGUUGGGGGCUGUUGUACAGUCUACAUAUCAUUAAACUGCAAAGUAUCACAAAUUACAUAUACAUGCAGUUUCCAUGAAGUGUUGGGAUUUCUAGGAGUUCUGAAAUUAUACAAUGAAGUCAUUUAUUCUAAUAGUCUUAAAGAGUUAUGAAAAGAGGAUUUGUCCAAAGUUACAUAUUGUUAAGGAUCAGGUUAAGGCCUAGGUUUUUACUUCUACUAUUUUGAGUUACUAUUUUAAUUUUUAAACCAAUGCAAAAUAAAUACUUAGUCAAACCUUUUUAAUCUUUUAAAUUUUAUUUUUAAAUUAUUACCAACUAUGUUAGAGGACUAGAUAUUUGAGUAUCCUUACAUCUUUUGUUUUAUGUGGUUACUUAUUGGCAAGAUUUAUUACAUAUCACCCAAUAAUUUAAUAUAAAGAAAUCCAGAUGACUCUUCAAUGUUAUGCAAAUACCUUACUAGCAUAUCUGUACUUAAAAUUUAUCCUUCAAAUGCUUUUAAUUGUAAACUUGUUAACCACAAAACACAUUAUUUAAAACCUGUUCCUUUAAGGGCUGGGGGAUACAGUUCAGUUGUAUAACCCUUGUCUAGCAUGUGAGAAGCCUAGUACUGCAAAUAUAUGUAUGAGAGAAGGGGGAUGUGUAUGUGUACAUGUAUAUGAGUAUUCAUAUGUGCGGUUUACUUAAAAUACAUAGCUAAAUGUUGCUGCAUAGGUGUCCAAAUUAAAUCACAGUGCACAUUUACGGCCAUAGUACCUUUUUUUAUAAAGGUUGAUCUCACUCUGUUGCUGAGACAGGCCUGUCUCCUUUCUCUGCAUACCAUCCUCAUGCCUCAGCCUCUGCAUGCCACUGCAUUUUCCUAUGUAGUGCACAUUAACUCUUCUUAAAGGAUGCUGUAAAGCUAAGCACUGUGAUAUGAAGUGGUUGUCUACUGGACUUGUUUUAUUAUUAAAUACUGCAGUAGUCAUAUAUGAGAAAAAUAGAAUUAACAUGCCCCUCAACCCCCAAGACUUAACCUAGCAAUUCCAUUAAGUUGAAUAGUUCUAAAAAUAGCAGGCCCUUUAAAUAAUAAAAGGUUUUCUCUGGGUGUCUGUGUCAAGCUCUUCUUUUUCUGACAUUAAUAGCUUCUGCUUUGUGAGACCAGCUGAGUAUAUAAGAAAAUGCCUCCCAGGGGGGGCCACAGUAGUCCCUUGUGAUUCCUGAUCCUGCCCUUUUUUCUUGCCUUUUCUCCACAAAUUUCAUCUCCUCUGUAUCUCAAAGUAUAUUACCUUCUCCAGAUUUCUUAGUUUUUCCAAGCCAUCGGUUCUAGUUGUAAUCUUUGUAAAGAUAUUUGGGGCCUUAUCAGAUGGUUCAAGGGUAAAGGUGCUUAACACCAAGUCUGAUAGAAGCUGGGUCCCUGGAGCCUACUUCACUUGUGGAGGAGAGAACUGACUCUGACCUCCACGAGUGUGCCCCCAUCUCUGACACGCAUACAUAACACAAAUACUAAGAAAUGACCUAUUUAUAUUUUUCUGUGUCUCUUAAAGUUUUAUCCUAUUUUCCCUAACUGUAUUUGACUUCUGCUCUGGAUAGCUCUGUUGGACUGGUUUUGACUUUCUUGUAGUAAUUGAAUACCCCAUACAUGGUAAAUUUUAAAGAGGUUUGAAUUGGGUCCAGGGUCAGGGUCUGCAUCUAGUGGAUUGCUGUCCUCCAGUGAUCGACAUCAUUUGAGAAGAGGUAGAACACUAGUUAUGUAUAUAUGUGUUCUUUUACCUGAUGUCUUCUUAUCCCACAAAGUUUGCAUCGUGUGUCUAAUGAUCAUGGAAACUAGUGACUGUGUCUAACCUUAUCAUGUUCCAGAUACUCCACCUGUAAAUACGUUGGUAGAUUAAGUUGUCACCCUUAAUACCUCAAAAUGGUUCAAGACUUGGGAGACAUACAAACAACAGCAGUAGCGAAUGAACUCUAUUGAUUGUAGUUGCUAAUUUUACCCAAUGUUUCCUCCAAUCUGAUUUUUACUCUAGUUUGAAACAGCUAUUAGGAAUAGCUAAUAAUCUACAUUUUUUUAUGGUAAAGUCAAUCUGUGGUUACUUGCCUUCUAGAUAAUCUCGUGUGCCUCUCCAUUACUCCAAGCCCUUCCUCAUUAGUACAUCCCUGCCUUCUGUGUGUGUGUGUGUGUGUGUGUGUGUGUGUGUGUGUGUGUGUGUGUGUUGAACACCAUUGAGCUACAUCCCCAGCUGGCCUUUUGAUUGUUUAAGCAUAUAUAGUAAUACAUACUCUCCAACUAAAGAGUGUCUUCUCCAAAGAAAUGUGGAAGCUUUCCAUAAUUUGACUCAUAACUGAUGGGAUGUUCUAGAUAACCUCUCCUACAGUAUUAAGGGUUUUAUCUCUGUUCAACCCUGCAUGAAACAUGGGUAUCAGGUAUUCUGGAUAGCUUCUACCUCUAGUCAUUUCCCCUCUGCCAAUGUGCUGCCUUUGUGAACAGGUGAAGUCUUCAACAAGUCUAGUACCUCCCAGUAUUGCAGGUGUAACUCCUGCAGUUCCGCCACAUCUGUAUUUUCAUAGCUGGCCUACUGCUCUUUAACACAGUGGCUCCUCUGGCCACCUGAAACAUUUAACCUGAGGCACUGUAUAUGUAAUAGAACUGGUGCAGAAAAAAACUUUCAUUCUCCUUUGAACCAGUGGAGGAUUGUCAUCUAGAAAGUAGCGUUGUUCUGGUCCGAAUCCACUGUGGCUAGAGGUGCUAAGAGUACUGCAAACUUUGUCUUAUCACUAUUCCUAUAGCCCUUCAGACACACCAUCACCACCACCACCACCACCACCACCACCACCACCCGGAAGCAUGGAGUAAGGGAGAACUUAUGUCAUUUGUAUCCUGGCUUUUCUCAGCUCCACUCUUGUCCCUUGAAUAUUUUAACCCUGUGACCUUGAGGAAGUCAGGAAUAGCUAAGGCUGUCUCCCAUCCUUGCCAUUCCCAUUAACUCUCAGUUUGCAAUAUGUGUUCUAUGUUGACGGUGACUUUUCAGUCUGUAGUGUCUGUUCACUCAUUGCUUUCACACCUGCGUUUCUUGUCUUUCUCCUGCUAGAUUGUAAGCUCCUUAAGGGCAAGGUCAGCAUAUCAGCAAAGCUCUGUAAACAUGAAUGUGCCUGAAUUCUGUGGGCACUCAAUAAAAGUGUGUGAUAAUGAUGCAACUUC